This is a messenger RNA of Enterobius vermicularis (human pinworm), 492 nucleotides long. The record is from the annotation of a GenBank genome assembly. NCBI's taxonomy places the organism in Eukaryota, Metazoa, Nematoda, Chromadorea, Rhabditida, Oxyuridae.
AAACCGAAUAUGAAUUAUGAUAAACUGAGUCGAGCUUUACGUUAUUACUAUGACAAAAAUAUUAUGUCUAAGGUAGGCCUUAAAAUAUAUAUUUUUUUCUUUUUCUGUAUAAUUGAUGAAAAAGUGCAUGGAAAACGAUAUGCUUACAAGUUUGAUUUUUAUGGCUUAGCUCAAGCUUGUCAAAGUUGUUCAGGUUGUUCUACAUCUGAAUUACCUGUUCCUGCACCGGUUUCAACAACUACUGCAGUUCCAGCUUAUCCAGCAGGUUAUCAUACGUCUGAUAUAUUAUUUCCUCAUUAUCAACAGUCAUUACCAAAACUUGAACCAGAAAUGGAAUCUCGUUAUGCAUUUAUAACACCAGAUUCUUCUGAAACUUUGUCGUCACCGUUUAUGCCAGCUUAUUGGGCACAUCCAAUUUCAAAUCCUCCAUGUUUAUAUCCAUCAGCAACAUAUUAUUCGCCGACAAAAAGUGUUCAUCCAAAUGUCACCUAA